GGGACCGGAGGGCGGAGCCAGUUUGGUUGCACCAACACCGGUACUUAGGCACGUACCGGCGUGUCCUUGGGCUUAGAAAGCGGGACGUUCGGCUUGUGAGCGGGAACUUCUCGGUCGCGCACAGAAAAAGAACGAUUUUAAAAUGGGUGAUGUUGAGAAGGGCAAGAAGAUUUUUGUUCAGAAGUGUGCCCAGUGCCAUACUGUGGAAAAGGGAGGGAAGCACAAGACUGGGCCAAACCUCCAUGGUCUGUUUGGACGAAAGACAGGUCAGGCUCCUGGAUUCUCUUACACAGAUGCCAACAAAAACAAAGGUAUCACCUGGGGAGAGGAGACGCUGAUGGAGUACUUGGAGAAUCCCAAGAAGUACAUCCCUGGAACCAAGAUGAUCUUUGCUGGCAUUAAGAAGAAGGGAGAGAGGGAGGACUUGAUAGCUUAUCUCAAAAAAGCUACCAAUGAGUAAUAGUUGGCCACUGCCUUAUUUAUUAUGAAACAGAAGUGUCUCAUGACUUUUUAUGUGUACCAUAUUUAAAUUGAUCUCAUACACUAGAAUUCAGAUCAUGAAUGGCUGAUGGAAUAAUUCUGUUGGACAGUCCUGAUUUAAAUAAGAUUGGUCUGUGGCUAAACAAAUAUGGUCAGCUUUUUUAAUUUUGAUAGUAAUUCUGGUUCAACAAGUACUAUCACUUUUCCCAUUCUAAAGAGAUGAUUGAACUUGAAUAAGGAAUAUGAAAAUUUUUAGGGAGAUGGUGCAUUCCUUCUCAAAACCUAUAAGAGAUUGGUUUUAUAUUUAGAUUUCUAUAACUGGUUAUAUUAAUAUUUUUAAAUACUGAAAAGGUCCCUUCACUGUCUCAUAGAACAGAGGAGGAUUCACACGUGUUUCAAGUUGUGUUCAUUAGCCUGUUAAGGCAAGGAUUGAAAAUACACUGACAAAGUCCACUUUAUCUGUUUGGUUUUAUAAACUAUGCCAAUUUAAUUAAAAUUCUCUAUCUAAAAUUUAGCCUUUUACUUAAUGAAAGGCAUUUUAGUGUGGUUUAUGUAUAGCAUCAAAUAAAGAGUAUUUAGCACCUCACAUUUUGUAGAUGAUCUUUAAGAUCAGAUGCUUUUUAAAUUCCCUGUGACAGGAUAUGUUAACAAACUUUGCUUGUUAAUUCUUCACAAAGUCAGACUAAGUUAUAAUUCAGGGUUGUCCUAAACAGGAAUUCAGAAACACAACUGUAGAACUACUUGUAUAUGGUGACUGGUAAUCGUGCUUUUGCCAGCUCAGCAGGAUUAGAGGGGCUAUAUCAUUAGCUCAAAUUUGUAAACUGUCUGAUAUAAGGCUUAAGAAUUGAAAAACAAAGUCACAGAUCGUGAUUUUUUUAACUUGAUUUAAUGGCAUACCAAAAUGGUUGAAAAAUACAGUAGCCCAAACAGGCAGCAUUGUUACUAGUCAUAGUAGUAGAUUGUGUCUACUUGGUCUCCUAGGACAGCCUGCCCUAGCACACCACCUCAGUCAUCCACUCAGUUUCUCUGGCCAGAAUGAGCACUGCAGCAUUUAUGCCAAAUGCAGAAAGAAGACUUUCUGAUCAUCGUGUUAGCGUAUGUACAGUGUAUGGUUAUAGUUUAUGUGCUAAAUUAUUCAUACACAGUUUGUGCCAUACAUGUUUAGUGUAGUCCCUAGAAAUUUUAUGGAAUGGUGAACUUGAACUAAGCCAUAAAGAAUACUGAGAGAAAUUCUCAGUGGGGGAAGUAAGUCUGUACCAGUGGUGAGAGCCAUUUCUGUGACAGUAAGGGAACUGGGAGAAGGCCUUGUCAAAAGUGAUGGGGAUGUUUAUUUAGGUCUGUAAGGCCUGAUAAAGCACUGUGUAACUUGUGAAUCUUAUUUUCAGUCAUUGGAGAAAUGUGAAAAAGCAAACACGAUAGUCUGAAAACAGGGGCAAAAACAAUUUGGGAAGCAGAAGCCUGCUAUAAUUCAGGUGGUAUCCAGGUCAGUGUAGCAGUUAGCUUCUAAGAGAGUUCUGCACCAGUGUGGGAACACAUGGAGACCAGGAAAUUGACUGAUUUCUAUGCUUCCUAAGUCAGCUAAGGCUGGUGUUGGCAGAGAAUUGUUGUGUUCUAGGCCAGUUAUAUUCAAUAAGGGCCUCUAGUUAUAAGUUCUGUAGUUAACUCAGGGCUUCCCUGGUGGCUCAGAUGGUAAAGCAUCUGCCUGCAACGCAGGAGACCCGGAUUCAAUCCCUGAGUCGGGAAGAUCCCCUGGAGAAGGAAAUGGUAGCCCAUUGCCGUAUUUUUGCCUGAAGAAUUCCAUGAACAGAGGAGCCUGGCAGUCCAUGGGGUCUCAAAGAGGCAGACAUGACUGAGCAACUAACACUUUUCAGUGCAGAAAUACACACUGAUCUUUGGCUGCAUUUCUUUUUGUUCCCCAGACCAUUGUCAUGGUGUUCACACACUGAGAAGUGUAAUAUAAAACGUUAGAUUUCCAUUUGUUUAGUAACACUUGAAUUCCAGGUUAUCUUAUUUGGAGAUUGAGUUAUUUGGAAACUCUGGUCAUAACCCCAGGCUUUCUUGGUUCAUUCAGAAAGCUAAACAGGUACAUUCUAUUUCUCAAAAGGUAAACAUGUCCAGGAUUUUAGAAACUUGACUAGUAGUCUUGUUCUAACACAUACGUAAUGAUGAGGCCAAUGUGUGGUAAGUGAUACAUCACUGACAGUUUUUCAGAACAGCAAGAGAUUGACUUGCUCAAGGUUUGGUUAAGUUAGCUAUUGCAGGCGGAUUCUUUACCAUCUGAGCCACCAGAGAAGCAGGUCACCCUAGACACUUCCCAAACCACACGUGCACCUCACUCUCUAUUUCUUAUCCCCACACCUACAUUCCUCUAGUCCCCACUUCUCCCCACAGUUACCCCCACCUGCUCCCAUCCCUUCCUUUCCCCCCUCACUCAGUAUUGGAACUGGGAGAGAUCUCAGAGAUUCUUUGAUUCCAACUGAACAGAUGAGAGGUGAGAUUAACUAGGCUCAGGGAACUAUGGAAACUACUCACUUGGUUGAGCUGGGGCCCUAGCAGGACCUAGUAGUCCAACCUUGCAGGUCACUGAGAGGAAGGGAACUGAGGCAUAUGGCAGAUACCUGUGUUUGGAGAGGGGUAGGCUUGGCCCAGUUUUUUAACACCCCUACACUGAGUGUGAAGGUUUUUGAGGUAUGCUGUGGGCAGGGGCAAGUAUCUGGACUGGGACACAGCCCAUACCAUUUCUAGAGUGUUGCUUUCUUUCCACAUGUUGAAAGGAGUUGUCCUGCCUGGGAGCUUUGAGGAGUGCUGGGCCCAGAGUGGCCAAAAUCACAUGCUCUUGCCCCACUGACCUGAUUACAGAGCCCUCCUAAUUAGGGGAGGGGAGAAUGCCUUGCCUUCUUUUCUAGCCCCUCUGGAUUUGUUACCAUUUUUCUUGUACUCAACAUCUGCCAGUAAAUAUUGUCUAUAAUGGAAAAAAAAAAAAUCUAGAUGAGUGACAGCUGAAACCACAACCAAGCUACUCUGACCAUAGUUUGGCCUUAGUCUAACUCCAUUUUACCAGAAAUAUUAAUGAGCUGCUCCCAGUUUUCUUUUUCUUUACUCAUUAGAGUUGUGCCUGUGUUCCACAUUGAUGCCACUAAAUAUGUGUGUGUAGCUUGAACAGCAUCCUCUGAAGAACAACCAUUGGACUAGUUCAUUUUAUUUGUGUUGUAAUGAAGAAUGGUGGGUUUUGGGAAUGGAAAAAUAGUGUUCAGAGCGGGAGUUAGUAAGCAGUCCCGAAGCUUUUUGCAAAUAAAACUAUUGGCACAUGGCCAUUAUAUUCA
Capra hircus (goat) is the source of this 3803-nucleotide messenger RNA. Its product is annotated as cytochrome c. Gene Ontology annotation, cellular component: mitochondrial intermembrane space. Gene Ontology annotation, molecular function: electron transfer activity; heme binding. Lineage: Eukaryota; Metazoa; Chordata; Mammalia; Artiodactyla; Bovidae. The transcript is spliced from 3 exons. The record is from RefSeq and is a predicted model, not a curated record. Bases 143 to 460 code for a protein of 105 amino acids. Gene Ontology annotation, biological process: mitochondrial electron transport, cytochrome c to oxygen; mitochondrial electron transport, ubiquinol to cytochrome c.